Molecule: messenger RNA, 3072 nt
Organism: Xylaria bambusicola
Lineage: Eukaryota; Fungi; Ascomycota; Sordariomycetes; Xylariales; Xylariaceae
Product: armadillo repeat protein
Exons: 3
Coding region: 1-3072 (1023 amino acids)
Biological process (GO): proteasome-mediated ubiquitin-dependent protein catabolic process
Cellular component (GO): GID complex
Molecular function (GO): protein binding
Source: RefSeq, a predicted model, not a curated record
AUGGAACUCGAGUCGCAGGCGAUUAUCAAUGACCUCGACGCAAGUCCCGCUGCCCGUACCGCUGCUCUGAGAUCGCUCAAAAACGAUAUCGUCGGUGAUAUCCAGAAAAAGACGUUAUGGGUUCAACACGGUCUCAUCCCACACAUCGUGAGGCUUCUACUAGCUGGCCCUUCGCCACGCAGUAGAACUGGGAAAGGAACGCGACAGGCUUUCUCGAACAACAUCGAUACUUUCACUGAAGAUGAUACUGCUCAGCUACAAGCCUUGCAACUAUUAGGAAGCUUUGCGACCGCCGGUCCUGCCUUCAUCGCUCCUCUCUUCACUUCGCACGUAUUACCCGCUAUCCUGGGUGAAUCAUGUCUUCAAAACGAGCACCCCCAAAUCGUCCUCGCUGCCCUCCGUGUAUUGAAGGACUUUACAGUGGCUACGAUAUCUGCCUCGGCGUCCUCACCCAUCAAUCUCGUGUCCCUCGCAGACACCUUGUUCAGUAAUAACUACUUAGAGAGCUUGCGGUUGAUCUUGUUGCAGCGGGCGUUGGAUCGCGAUGUCGAAGCUCAAAUAAUAAUCGUCGCAUCCCUCAUCAGAACUCUUUGCUCCGAGGAACGCCAUCAGACCAUUUUAGUAGACUCUGGCAUCUUGGAUGCUUUAGCCACAAGAAUAGCUACCUUUGCGGUGGCCGAGGGAUACGUCCUGCCGAAAGCUGAGGUGCGUGCACGUAUAGAAGGAUUAGGGGAGUAUAUACCAGAGCCUCCAAUCACCACGGGAGGUUUGGGUGAGGUGCUUGGCGCGGUUGCUGCUAUCAUCAGCGACUCCCCCUACCGUGUCUGUAAACUCGUAUACUCUCCUUCCAUUCUAGCCAUUUUCCCCAACUUCAACAAUGGUGGAAAUCAACAUUCUAAAUCCCCGCCCGAGUUCAUUGUGCUCCCGGGGAUACGACCCUCGAGACCCAAAGAGCCCGAGAUCAUGGACUUACUACUACCUAAGACACCUUUCUCUCCUCGUGGACUUGGGAACCCAGGAGGGUUUUCGUCAAUGAGCGCCCAGUCUUCUAGGGAUAGUCCCAGCACUAAUGGUCGGCCGUCUUCCAAACUCCAGACGAGUUUAGUAUCAUGGACCCCUCCCGAAGAGAACGUGGCACGUAAUGCCGAUGUAGACGCCGCAGACGUCGAAAGUCCAUUAGUACCAUGGCUAAUCCAUCUAGUACGCACACGUCACGGGUGUGAAGUGUUAGCGGCUGCUUCAGUACUCACCUCGCUUCUCAAAACAGGAUUCGCGUACAAAGCAAGAGAACCAAGCAUGGGGCUAUUGGUUGUCCCUGUUCUGUUAGGGCUUCUUGAAGAUGCUGAGUCGAAGAUGAAAGAAUCUGGGAAUAGCAGUUGGGUGAGCCGUGAUCUGAAGGCCAAACUAGACAUUAUUGGUGAAACACCAUCAGUCCUUGCUCGCCUUAUUACGGACAGCGAGCCUAUGCAAAAGGCCGCAUUCGAAUGUGGUGCUGUUAAAAUCAUGUGUAAGCUACUGAAAAGCAGCUAUGAUACGCCUUUAGCUGUCCCAGAGUCUCGCCCAUGGUCACCGAUUAGUGACGGUGUUGAUGCCACAAGGAGUCUUCCAUCCGAGUGCCAGUUGGGCGAUGAAGGCCAACAUAUGCACAUCAUUCAUCGCAGGAGAGUGAGAGAGACUACUUUAAGGGCGCUUGGUGCGCUAGCGACUUUCAAAGAAGACUACCGCAAGGCAAUUGUAGACCAAGACGUGAUGACUUACAUUCUUAAAUCUUUGAAUCAGUCUCCUAGUGAUUCAAAACAAAAGGAGCAGGAUGUGCAAUAUCGAGUCAGCUCUAACAACAAAACGUCACUACCUGAACACAACCCCGUAUCUGUCAUCAUUGCAGCGUGCUAUGCUAUUCGGAUGCAAUCCCGGUCAGUCAAUACACUACGUACCGUCUUAGUUGACCAUUCAGCCUCGGAACCUUUAUUCCGACUACUUCGGCAUCCUGAUGUCGAGGUUCAGAAUGCUGCAACUGCUUGUAUCUGUAACCUAGUCACGGAGUUUAGCCCAAUGAGAGACCCUCUGGUCGAUGCUGGUGUACUGAAAGUCCUAUGUGAACAUGCACAUUCACAAAAUUCUGCGUUGAGACUGAACGCGCUCUGGGCUCUGAAACAUCUUGUUGAUUCUGCCAGCAUAGAGCACAAAAAGCAAUGCGUGGAAGAGCUUGGAUCUGGUUGGUUGGUCAAGCUCAUUUGCGAUGAUACCGAAGACGAAGCACUCUAUUCCACGAGAACUCGGUCCGAACAGCAGUCUACUUCCCCCACUCCAGAUGCCAUGGAUGAAGACGUGGAUAUGGGCUUUGUAGACGAGCAAACCCGGCCAUGGCCUCUCGGCUCCAACAGAACAACAUCAACUUCUCCCAAAUCAGACAUUCGACUGUUGCAGGAAGCUGAAACACGACUAGAGGGUCUCAGAGAAAUUGAACAGAACCCUAUCCGAAAAGCCAGACAUGAUGAUCUCGCCAUACACGAACAAGGUCUCGGCUUCAUCAGGAAUUUGAUUGGUGGCGCGCACUCCCCAAACAAUCCCGAUUCCGCCAACGACACGACAGAAAUGAUUGACCAUCUUCUGAAUAUCCUCGGCCAAGAUCGUUUGUUCGCGAUCUUGGCUUCUAAAUUGAAACCAAAAGUCCUGCAUCCCUACAAUCGACGAGGUGCUAGUGGUAGCGAGACUCGAGUCUUACCACCUCAGGUCAAGAUUAUUGAGGCAGUCAUAUAUAUCUUGGUGCACAUGGCCGCAAGUAUACCCCGACAUCGGCAACUUGUUAUCGCACAGACAGAUCUUCUCAAGCAAUUAGCCAAACUUUUUAAUAGUCAAGAUCGGGAAGUGCGAGUGGCACUGUGCCACUUGAUCAACAAUUUGACUUGGCAGGAUGAUAUGAGUGACGCGAGUGCGUGUUCACAGCGGGCAACAGAGCUCAGGAAUCUAGGGUUCCUUAAGAAGCUAGAGAGCCUGGGUCAGAGUGACGACGAGCUAGAUGUACGGGAGCGCGCCAAGUCUGCUUUAUGGCAAAUGAAAAACAAUUAUUAA